AAUUGCCUCCUCCAUCCGUCUCUAAGGUUUCACGCAAUGGUACAUCAGAGGUUCUCGGUGUUGCAGUCAGAUCAGGGACGUGAAUCCCUGUCAUCUUAACUGCCCUUCCAAACUGCGUCCAUCGACAAUAUUGCCAACAGCGGGACUGACUCGGUAUGUUACGCUUACUGUUAGAACCGGUUGCCGUGAUACUCUUUCCUUCAUGUGGUUCCUCAGGUAUAUUGCACUGCGACCCGCCUUAUACCAAGGACUACCUGAACUUUCGUAUAUAUAUACGCCUUGGGUGAUUUUCAUCGUUACGUUUCCAUUCCCUGCCAGGGUCUCGAGAGCGGUACUGACCGAACUGAUAAGGAACGGAGUCGAUUUUGAAAUACUUACCGAGUAUCUGAGUUGCAUCUAGGGGAGCGUUCAUGGCAUGUUGAAUGUAAAGAUUCAAAGUUGAGGAAACACAGAAAGCCAAGGUGGCUACUUCUAGCUCUCCUUCGAACUAUUCCGCAUCAAAUUAGUGCGAGCCAUCGCAUAUUCACCAGUAAGGACUUUCGCGAUCUCCUUAACCAUUUGGCGUCCCCAGUAAAUCCAAUCGGAGUACCUCGUAUCUCGUGGACAUGCCCGAACGCCCAGCUGUCGAAUGCGACUGUUAGCCGAUUGUCUUCACAUCGAUUCCAUGGUAAGACCGUGCAAAAACCCAUUCCUCUAGAGCUUUAGAAUCCAUAGAGUCCGACGAUGAUUCAAGCACCCUCGGUUUGCCUUCGACGCUGGCGUUACAUGUCAACAGGGUAUAGAAGGUGGGCUCCUAGACACUGUUGGCAAUUGCCGCCAUCAGACGGACAACGUUCUUGAGCAACAACUAUAUACUCAGGCGGAGAUACGUCUAAGGGACCUGUGAUGCCUCUAUCCAGGCUUUCUCCAUUCCGUCGAUACGCGUGCCUUGUCUGAUUCUCGAUGGUCUAUUCCAAGUGACCGAUUUGGUGCCAGUCUCCAUUUGGUUCUCACAGAGAACCUUUACUGUGGAACGAUAGCAGAGUCUUUACAAUCUACGGUGUCGCUUCCAUAAGCAGCAUUUGGUCUCAUAAAAGGACAUAUCCUCUGAAUGCCUUCCCCAGUCAUCACCGGGCUGCUGGUUGUAUUGUUAGCAUGGGUGUUCUAUCGCCUGAACAAGAUCGGCUCUAGGGAACCUGGGCUUCCUCCUGGUCCUCCCACCAUUCCGCUUCUCGGGAAUCUUCAUCACUUCGAAACAAGAGGGAUGUAUCUGAAACUUACUGAGUGGGCCAAGAUGUAUGGCGACAUCUAUUCCCUCAAGUUUGGUCCUACCCCAAGCAUAGUCAUCUCGAGCCCGAAAUUACUUCGAGAGUACGUCGAUAUGCACGGUGCAACUACCUCUGAUCGACCACCGGUCUAUGUCGCCGAGCUGGUUUCUGGCGGUUUUGAGCUGCCUCUCACGCGAUACGGUGAAACUUGGAGGAUCAUGCGCAAAGCCGCGCACGAUAUGAUUUCGAAAGAGGCUUGCAACAGACACUUGCCCAUCCAGCGUGCCGAAGCCAGCCAGCUCAUGUUCGACUUGGUCGGCAGUCCACAGCAUUUCUAUACCCACCUCUAUCGUUAUUCUGCUUCAGUCAUCACCUCCGUCGUUUACGGCGUCCACUGUCCAAAAUAUCACGAUAGUUUCGUCGAACAAUUUGACCAUUUCACAAUGCGACUCGAAGCAGCGCUCAGACCUGGAAACAGUCCACCGGUCGAUAUGUUUCCUAUACUGAAGCGCCUUCCGGAAUUUGUGGCUCCAUGGAAAACCCGUUGCAAGGAAGUGCGCAAGCAGCAACGGGAAAUAUUUUUCGGUAUGCUUGAUCUUGUGAUCGAACGUCUGAAGAAUGAGCAGGGUAACGAGUGCUUUAUGGAAUAUGUCGUGGAACGUCAGAAGCAUUACAACCUUGACCGGGAAAUGCUUGGUUACCUCGGAGGUUCGCUCUUGCAGGCUGGAAUAGACACCACGGCCAUUUUUUUACAGUCCAUGGUGGCAUGCAUCAUAACGCAUCCUCACGUUCAAUUACGUGCACAGCAGGAGAUCGACGAUGUCAUCGGACCCGAUAGAACUCCAGACUUCCCGGAUAUCGAGAAUCUUCCAUAUAUUAGAGCUCUUAUCAAUGAGGUUCAUCGUUUCUGUCCUGUUGCACCAACGGCUAUACCUCAUGCAUCGACGACUGAUCUGCGGCUUGGCGAGUACUUUGUCCCAAAGGAAUCGAUCAUAUUCUUGAAUACUUGGGGUAUAUAUCGUCAUGAAGACUAUUACGAGAAUCCGGAUGUCUUCGAGCCUGACCGAUACGUGAAGAGUGAGUUUGGGACAAAACCUGGAGUUGAUCCUACGGGUUGCAGGAACGAUUUUGUAUUCGGUGGCGGUCGACGACGUUGCCCCGGAUCGCACCUCGCGAACAAUUCCAUUGCCCUGAACGCGAUGAACCUUCUUUGGGCUUUCAACUUCAGUCGAGCUAAGGAUCCCGUGACCGGACAACUUAUCGAUGUGGACUUGAACGAUGUCAAUAAAGAGGCUAUUCUUCUAGUUCAAAAGCCAUUCAAGUGUCAAAUAACGCCUCGCAGCGAAGGAAGAGCGAAGAUGAUUCAAGCGCAAUUCGAAGCCGCAAAGGGAACAUUUCAACAGUUCGAGGGACGGAUUAUCUCGUUAACUGAGGAAUAGAUUCGCGAGGUACAGCUCGAUUGAUCAUUGCUCCUGUUCAAAUGUAGCUGUCCAUACCCGCAACCGCAACCUUGUAGAUCU
Messenger RNA from Somion occarium, 2767 nucleotides. The record is from the annotation of a GenBank genome assembly. NCBI's taxonomy places the organism in Eukaryota, Fungi, Basidiomycota, Agaricomycetes, Polyporales, Cerrenaceae.